Sycon ciliatum is the source of this 3454-nucleotide messenger RNA. RefSeq names its product UV-stimulated scaffold protein A-like. Bases 258 to 2711 code for a protein of 817 amino acids. Gene Ontology annotation, molecular function: RNA polymerase II complex binding. Gene Ontology annotation, biological process: response to UV; transcription-coupled nucleotide-excision repair. NCBI's taxonomy places the organism in Eukaryota, Metazoa, Porifera, Calcarea, Leucosolenida, Sycettidae. The transcript is spliced from 15 exons. The record is from RefSeq and is a predicted model, not a curated record. Gene Ontology annotation, cellular component: chromosome.
ACGGGUGAAACGAGUUACGUUCUGAGUCCAUAGUCUCCAUACAGUACCAUGUUGUGAAACAGAGCUUUCUUCUUCUUGAAUUUUUUCAGUACGUACUAUCGUAGUAGCUGUUCUGGGCUGCAGCCUGGAGAUUUUCAAGCCAGAAAUAGUACACUGUAAAAUUCCAAAAGAAAUUCAAAAAGAGAUACUACUAGUACUUUGUAGUGUCUGACUACUAGUUGUUGAGCUUAUUAGUUGUGAGUUGGCACACGUGCACGAUGGACAUUGGAAUCCACAGAGAACUGUGCCAACUUGUUGAAGAUAUCACAACAUCAGGCUGUGCUUCCCUGGAUGAGAAAAAAUGCAAAGCUAUAAAGAAUAUUUGCAAGAAGUCUGAUGUUUACGUGAAUGCUGUGUUCACAUUACUGAUGGAUCAGCUGGAACGGGAGCAUGCGCAGAUUCGCCUCUCAUGCCUGCUCCUCAUUGACCAGUUGUUCUGCCGCAGCCAUGCUUUCCGCACACUGAUGGUGACCGACCUGCAUAAGAUCAUGACCUACUGUAUGGGCACAGAUGUUGCAAUACCCCUGCCCCGACCCAAAGACGUGGCGGAGACUAUGAAGCGCAGGUCGCUCAAGUGCUUCAGUGAAUGGCAUCAGCGCUUCGGCGAGCACUACAAGAAGCUGGCAUUGGGCUACAGCUACUUACAGAAAACCAAGAAGGUGGACUUUGCUAACUUGGAGGCACAGUCGAACCAAGAACGCCGGCGGGCCGAUGCUGAAGCGGAGCGAAGGCAAAUCAUUCUUCAGCGCAAGCUAGACCAUGUCAAAGCACAAAUGAACGAAAUGAUAGUGGACAUGGAGAGCUGCAUUACCGAAAUGGAGUCCUGCUUUCAGCUGCUUCUACCCAGUGUGGCAGAGUUUGAACCAGCCGUGCAGACACGUGGGAGUACUACAUCUGCUGGAAAGACGCCGAAAAGCAGAACGGUGAAUGCACAGUGUGCCAGCACAGCCCAGCCACCACUGGCUGCUGCUCAUGGAUCAAGUGCAGCCGAGGAUGUGCCUGCAGAAACUACAUCAGCCGUGUGCAAUUCUCAAACUAGGACCGGUCUCAGAACGCGAUCUUCAUCCUCAGCUGAUCGAGCCGAGGCUGCUGAGCCUGGUCACGCAAACGCUGACCGUAUGUGCCGGACUGUCUCCGUGUCAUCAGCUGAUGUGGAUAACUUUGAGGAGUGGGAAUACGAGGAGGAGGAUGUUGCGGAUGCCAGUAGCGUCGACGAGGAUGGCACACUGCGUGCCCAGGGCAUGGCAAAUAACUACUGUCUGACGCUUGAUGCCAGGUCUUUGACGAUGGCUGGCGGUGGAGGCUAUAUCAUAGCCGAGGAUGCAGACAACAGUGACCUGCUGACGACACUAGCUGACAAUCGGCGGCUCAUCAUUCGAAAGUUCCUGCCUGUAACAGCUGCUUGGCUUGUGGUUCUUACCAAGAGUGCCGAUAAAGAAGGAGAAAGGCUGAGACGGGUCAUGGACUGUCGCAUGCAGAUGAAUGCCAGUGUGGACAAGUUCUCCGAGUUGAAAGUGGAAUGGCGAGACCGAAGCUCUUCUUCUCAACGCAACGCAGAUGCAGGUGGAGAGUCCUCUGAAGAGGAUGAUGAGGACGUAGAGUUUGAAGAAGUGCCGGAGAAAGAAGGCCUGGAAAUGGCUGUGGUGGACGACCCGGAGCUCGAUGCAGCUCUGGUGGCUUCGCGGCGCUCUGCACAAGCGGAUGACUCCAAGAGGCCAUCCAAAGCUAGCAGUGCAGCUGCCCCGCUGGUGUCCUCCUGGUCAAUGUCCACAGUUCACGAGGACCAAAAAGCCAUCGACCCCACCACUAUGGCUGCUCAACUCUCUACUCUGUCGCGCGGUGAGAAGAAAAGCACUGCUGCGGAUGACAGUUUCCCUGCCAACCCUGACUCAUCAUUUUCUAGUACCACUACCACUGCUGCUGCUGCUGCUGCUGCUACUACAACCGAUCUUUUAUCUGUUGCGCCGAAGGUUCGUUUCGAUACGGACAUCCUAAACUGGGGUGUGGAUGGUGACGCUCCACCAUCCAUUGUGAAGCUUGACUCACUACAUCGGUUCUGGAACAAUGCCGAUACAGAGCCAGAGUUUGUCAAUAAGGAUCUAUGGGAAAGUGCCAACCAGCGUUCCAUUUUGUUCACUGGCAAGUUUGAGCCCGUCAAGUGGAUGUGCCGUGUGCCAUUGCCAUCCGGGAAGCUGUGUCCGCGCAAAGAUAGGGUCAAGUGUCCUUUCCAUGGUCCCAUCAUAGCACGUGACAACCAGGGCCGACCUGAUACUACCGGGCAGACUGGUGAUGAAGAUAAUGCUGGACAAUCUUCUCUGGACAAAAACAAGUCAGCUGCAGCUGCUGCAUCCAGCGCGGGCACGUCAAGCUCUACGACGGCAGCUCCACGGGCAGCAUGGUUGGAUCUGGAAGCAGAUGUUGCAGCUGCCGUCGGUGUGCCGGAAAUGCAAGCGAAACCCCCGCGCAAGAAGCGAAAAGCUGUUGCAAAGGAGUCCACUCUGGCAGAUUUGGACGCUGAUGUGAACACACCGAAGUCCCGUAUCGCUAAGCGAAUCUUCAGCAAAGGGGCUAUCAACCGUGUGAGUGCUAACCUGGACGCCAUUGCCACCAAGCGUGGAGAGGAUCGCUUCGGCAACCAGUGGAACUACUCCUUUGGCACAUCCUCAAAUUGAGAGCAAUCAUUGCAAGUGACUGGUCACUAUUUUGGCCAAGCGACACCUGUCGCUGUUCUAGCAGGCACAUGCUUUCCCGCCCACUGCGCUACCGGGACUUGAAAUAGUUCUUAGUGGUGUGCUCAUCUGCAAUGCUCAUGCAGUACUAACUUAGUUCAGAGGGCAAGUCUUGCAAGUCUGUACAAGACCACACUCAGUGUGUAUAGUGCAUGCCUCCUCCUCUGGUGUACACUAGCCUCAUACUUUUUUAAAUACUUUUUUUUAAUUUCUAUUUUAAACAGUUAUUAUUAAACACUAUCGACAGUACUGAAACACGUUAUCCACUCGCCGCCUUCAAUUGGUACACACACACAUCUACAAGUAGGACACGGUUGGAUGGGACAUAUCUUUUUUUAAUGUUCUUUAAAAAAUUAUUUUGGACAUGAUAGGUAAGAAUUAUGCAAAAUACUGAACUAAAAUAUUUUACCAGAAGUAUAUCUUCCCGCAUUCAUUUCUCCCCCCCCCCCCCCCAAUGACAGCUUUAAUAUGAGUUACGCCAAGAGGACAUUGGUUUAUGUACUCUUGGUUAUGGUUUAUGUACUCUUGGUUACACAGCAUAGUGCUAAUUUCUCAACUUGUACUGCAAGUAGGUAUUGUUGCCUGCUGUCAUCUACACAUUGCCUCUUGCUGAUAGUAUACUGAUACAGAGCGUCUGUGCUGUGCUCCCACAGUCAGAUUGAUCAUUAUAGUGUGCGAGGAUUAGA